Notothenia coriiceps (black rockcod) is the source of this 530-nucleotide messenger RNA. RefSeq names its product monoacylglycerol O-acyltransferase 2 (gene mogat2). Gene Ontology annotation, molecular function: diacylglycerol O-acyltransferase activity; 2-acylglycerol O-acyltransferase activity. The annotation marks the transcript as partial. The transcript is spliced from 3 exons. The record is from RefSeq and is a predicted model, not a curated record. NCBI's taxonomy places the organism in Eukaryota, Metazoa, Chordata, Actinopteri, Perciformes, Nototheniidae. Gene Ontology annotation, cellular component: endoplasmic reticulum membrane. Gene Ontology annotation, biological process: diacylglycerol biosynthetic process; triglyceride biosynthetic process.
GUCUGAUUCCUUCUGACAAAGAGAGUGCCAGCUAUCCGCUCCGCAAACGAGGAGGAGGCAAUGCUGUGGUAAUAGCAGUGGGUGGGGCCCCAGAGGCCCUCGAUGCCCACCCUGGGACCUACAAUGUACUCUUGGCUCAAAAGAAAGGCUUCAUCAAAAUGGCGAUGGUACACGGUGCUCAUCUGGUGCCAGUCUUCUCUUUUGGAGAAAAUGAACUGUUUGAUCAAGUGGAAAACAAAAGAGGAACCUGGCUUCGAUGGACACAGGAGCGGCUGCAAAGCAUCAUGGGUAUCUCCCUGCCUCUCUUCCAUGCACGUGGCAUAUUCCAGUACUCCUUUGGUCUCAUGCCCUACAGGAGACCCAUCCAUACAGUGGUUGGAAGGCCCAUUCAGGUUCAAAGGAACGAGAAGCCAGCUACCGAGGAACUGGAUGCCCUCCACCAGCUCUACAUGGACGAACUCAGCAAGCUGUUUGACGAGCACAAAGAAAACUACGGUGUGGACAAGGACACACAACUGAAUUUUGUCUGA